AUGCCUUCCAGGGACGAUAAUCGCUCCCUAUCCACUGAGCAACGCUGGAUCCCUCCUUCAUCUAUUAGACGCGAUGCGCUCACCCCAGAAAGCCGUAACGAUGUCAUCUUCCGCAAGGUACGGGGCCUGCUCAACAAGCUCACACCGGAAAAGUUCGCAAAGCUGAGCAACGACUUGCUCAACCUUGAGCUCAAUUCCGAUGUAAUACUUAAAGGCGUCAUAUUCUUGAUCUUUGAAAAAGCUCUCGAUGAACCGAAAUACAGUUCUAUGUAUGCACAGCUGUGCAAGCGGCUGUCAGAGGAGGCCGCGCAGCUUGAGAACGAGCAAAAGCUACAUGGGGCGAUUGGAAGCUCCAGACUUGCUGGAGGGGGCGGCCAUCACGGCGGCACCGGCCCUACCCACAACAACGGCAACAACCACAACAAUGAGAGCGCCAAGGUUCGAUCGAACGACAACACCUUCACGCGAUUGCUGCUCAACAAGUGCCGCUUCGAGUUCGAGAACCGCAGCAAGGCCCACGAGGCAUUCGAGCGCCAGGACGGCGAGCUUAGUCCCGAGGACGAGGAGCGCCGGCAGAUGGUCAAAAGAAAGAUGCUCGGCAACAUCAAAUUCAUCGGCGAGCUCGGCAAGCUCGAGAUCAUCAGUAACUCGAUUCUGCACAAGUGCAUACAACAGCUUUUGGAUAAGAGGCGUGGUGGAUCCCGGGGGGACCCAGCCGAGGACAUCGAGUGUCUCUGCCAGAUCAUGCGCACCUGCGGCCGUAUCCUUGACACGGAUAAGGGCCAACAGCUCAUGGAACAGUACUUUAAGCGCAUGAAGAGCUUGGCCAAGAGCCAGGAGCUACCGCUUCGCAUACGAUUCAUGUUGCUCGACGUCAUCGAGCUGCGCCGGGACGGCUGGGUACCGCGCAAAGCUACCAGUACCGAGGGUCCCAUGCCCAUCAAUCAGAUUCGCAAUGAUAACGACGAUGUGUCCCAGCAUCGUCCGAGCGGAGGACAAGGUGUACUGGGUCGACACUCGGAACACAACUUCUACGGUGGUCGUAAUUCCGGCGGACCCCCAUCCAACCGCCUGACCGAUCAUCACGCUAUCGCCGACCAAGGCCGGCCCGGCAGCGAUCUUUUCCGACGCAUGGGCCGCGUCUCUAUGAACGACUUUAGCUCCAUCAUCUCCAUUAGCUCGUCGGAUUUCGGAGCGCUCUCGCCCUUCGGCCCCACCGGAGCUGGCGGGCCCAAUGGAUUUUCUGGCGGCGGCGGGCGCGACUCGCAAUCCGGCGGUUACAACAACCAGCGCGGCGGCCGCGGUAACAACCAGCAAAAUCAAGGUUUUUACGGCCAGAAUAGGCAGCAAAACAAUUACCACAACCAACACGGUGGUAAGCAGCAGCAUAAUUCUGGCGAUCGAGGUGGUCAUAAUUACAACAACAACGGUAACAAGGAGCAAGCCCCGCGCUUCAACAAGAACAAGAUCCUCAUUGGACCACCAGAGGAAGUGUCGCUUCGACCCUCUGCCAACUCGAUGACUUACAAGCAGCCCAAUAUCAUUCCACAGCUCCCCAUUGACAAUGGCAUAGAUUUGUUCCCGGGCCGUGGUAUGUCCGAGACUACUCUGAUGCGUGCGGCGACAAUUCGCAAACAACAGCAGAAUCAGCAGCAGCAGCAGCAGCAAUCGCAACCUCCGGCCUCGAGCGCUGUCAAUCUUGCAACCAUUGCUCCAAAAGCAGCAGCACCAACCCCCGCUGCUACCAGUAGCAUUGUUAUCAAGCAAGGCCCUCUUGACAAGCGCGAGAAAGCCCGAGAGCGCAAAGACAAAGGUUUGACCAAGGAAGAAGUUAUGAAGAAAGUCCAUGCCAUGCUCGACGAACAUAUUAGCCAGAAUGAUGUGGACAAGGCUGUUCAAGCCUUGAAAGAACUCAAGAUUCCUGAGCGCUUUUUGCGUUAUGCCGUGCUCAGCAUCUACUCCAACUGCCUGGAGCGCAACGAAGCCGAGCGCACUCUUGCUGCCGAUCUCGUUGCUCAAUUGCGCAAAGAUAACAUAAUAAGCAGCAACCAAUUUCACGAUGGCUGGAAGGAGCUCGUCACUUCGAUGGCCGAUAAAGACGUUCCAUGUGUCCUUUCCCACAUCGCCCUCUUUACGGCCCGAGCCAUCGUUGAUCAAAUGCUCCAGCUGAAUGACCUUGCCUCCGUGACGGAGAACGGUCAACACUAUCCUCUAUUUCUUCUCACACUGCAGCAACUGCAUAAGAGCCAAGGCAAGCAGGUGCUCUCUCGAAUUUUCAACGAGAGCAAGAUCAACCUUAUUAGCCAGUUACCUGAAGCAGAAAAAACUAAGGAACGUCUCGGUGAAAUUCUUGAGGACCGCGAUCUUACCUUCCUCUAUCCUUUGUUGAGAAUUCAGGGCGAUAUGGGACGACAACUCGAGGCAGAUCCUUCGCCUACUACCUUUUACAAGUGGAUCAAGGAAAAACUUGAGCCGUCUCAUCACUCUGACCCUGCGUUUAUAAACGCACUCAUUGCCGUUUUGCUCAAAUAUAUUACUCGGGAAACAACAUUCCCAGAAGGGGUUGAUCCAAACGAUUUACCUAGUAAAGCUUUGCAAGAGAAAGAAUUAGCCUUGCUGGGCAAAUAUCAGAGAAUGUUGCAAACACUUUUGCCAACAAUCGAAUCCCAGGUCACUGCCGUACACUCUUUGCAAGUAUUUUGCUACUCGCAUAAAUUCCCUAAAGGAAUGCUACUCCGUUGGUUCAUAGCUCUUUAUGAUCUUUCAAUUAUCGACGAAGACGCUUUCAUGCGCUGGAAAGAGGAUAUCAAUGAUGCUUAUCCUGGGAAAGGCGAGGCUCUCUUCCAGGUGAAUGCUUGGUUGACAUGGUUGGCAGAUCAGCCAUCAGAAUCAGAAGAAGAUGACGAAGAAGAAGAAGAAAAGUGGUAAUUAAAUAAAAGUCAGCAGCCCCCAAGGAAAAAUGAUUUUUUGAUGAAGAAGAUAACGUCUAUGAUUGGUGAUAAAUUAUCACUACUUCAUAAUCAAUUAGUAGAGCAAGAGGUUUUGGUUUUUUUGAUUAAGUUGCCUCCAUAAAAAAAACUAAUGAACAACCGACCUUAAGAUUGUCGGUGCCCUCGUCCGUGCAAAGAGUAUCUUGAAAAAUACUAUAUCAGAUUUAUUCGACGAAUUUGUAAAAUUCUUCUGUUCAACAGAGUGAAACAAAAAACUUAAUUAAAUUAAUUAUCAAAUUUAAAUCAUGAGUGGCACUAGACUUAGUCUGUGGCUGGAACUUCAAUAUCUUAGAUAAUUGAACGUUUUAUAAUGCUCUAACUUACACUAUUUAAGAAAAAAAAGUAGAUACCAAUUCGUCGCGUGAAAAUCAUCUUUGAAAAUAGUAACUUCUUUCAACUAAUAAAAAAAAUCAAUUAGCUAUGAUAAAAACAAAAAAAAUAGUAGUUUUAUUAAAAAUAAGGUGAAUUAAAGAAAAAAGGUAGUUUGAUGAUUUGUAUUGUCCGAGUUUUUGUCUAGUAUUGUGUAUGUGCCACUUUUUAUAAGUAUUUUUGUCUGCGAAUAGAAAAAAGCCUGUUAUUUCUGUGUACUAACUUUUACACUUAUCAUGAAUUAUUGCUGCGUAUUUCAAAUUAUUUAUAGUAUAAGCAUUAUUUGAGACUUUCAGUUGUGGGUGUUGGAACAAUGAUAUAUCAAGAUUCCUGGCAAAAUAAUUUCAACCUUUAACCCAAAGAUACUUUGAAAUUUAUAAAUUUCAGUGGAAGUGCUGAUCGUUUGAGCAUGGAGGAACCACUUGAAUCAUCAAAUAGAAUUUUAUGAUGUUUUCAAAGCGUUCUUUGUCCAUGAAACAUGAAAUGUUUUUAGUUUAUUAUUAAUUUAACAUAUGAAUCAAAAUGCAAUUUCCACCUGUGUAUUGAAUCAAAGUACGAACUAGUAAUUAUGUACUGUACGUGUGGAAGAGUAAAAAUACACAGAGAUGUGGGAAAAAUACAUUCAGAAAUAAGUAUGUAAUUUUAUACAUUAUACAACCAGCCAGCCAAUAGCACAUCCAAUAAAAAAGUAACAUAAUUUAGCGAAAACUAGAGACAGUUACUAAAUCAUGUUAAAAAAAUUUAUUCACAAAAUUUGAUGGAAUUUAUUCGGGAAACGAAUAAUCCUCGUUGUUAUCAACAACUUAAACAAUUUUAAAACCUUUUUACUAUUAUUAUUUUUCUCAUGCAAAAGACUUGUCUUCUAAAUAUGUUUAGAAAAGGCAGUUAAAUAAUACAAAAUAUAGUAGAAUUAUAAAAAAAAAAAAAAAAAAUUAUAAAACAGACGAGUGACAACAAUGUUUGCGAGCGAGUUGAGACGAUACAACAAAUUUUUUCAUUUAUAUAUCUGGGCAUUUGCUUAACUAACCUUCAGCCCGGUUGAUCGUUGAAUAUGGAAAAAAAAUUAGCCUGGAUAUCGGUGCAAUAAUCGCGUUCUGGUUGUUGUCGUAUUAAAGUGUGCUUUGUUUAUUUUUAGUUUGUAUGUAACAAAAAAGUUGAAAAUGAAUUUUGCAUAAUGAUGGUAAUUAUCUUAAUAAAAAUAAUAAUGGUAAUAUUGAUGUUGAUAAUAGUAAUAAAUAAUGGUGAUGACGAUAUUGACGUUUAUUCAGAUUGACUUGAAUAAUAUGAAAUAUAUAAACGAUUGAGAUAUGUUGAAUCAUCGUUUCGUCAGUUGAGAAUGUAAAUAGAGACUUUCGUUAUCACCGGACUGAAGCGUUAAUUAUUCAAAAUACGAGAAGAUUUGAAAAGUGAAGCGUUAAUUUUGCACCUUUAUUUGCUGCAAAAUCAAGUUAGCUGAAUGAAGAAAAUAAAUGUCAUCAUAAAAUUGAGAACGACAUUACUGAUCUAUUGCAUCGCAAUAAAGACACUCGAUUUAACUUCAUAAACACUUAACAUUUUU
Messenger RNA from Trichogramma pretiosum, 4917 nucleotides. It is a transcript of the gene NAT1, whose product is annotated as eukaryotic translation initiation factor 4 gamma 2. The record is from RefSeq and is a predicted model, not a curated record. The transcript is spliced from 4 exons. Gene Ontology annotation, cellular component: eukaryotic translation initiation factor 4F complex. Gene Ontology annotation, molecular function: protein binding; mRNA binding; translation initiation factor activity. Lineage: Eukaryota; Metazoa; Arthropoda; Insecta; Hymenoptera; Trichogrammatidae. Bases 1 to 2928 code for a protein of 975 amino acids.